GUGUGUAACUUCAACAUGAAGGCAGCAAUUUGCAUUUUGCUUUUCGCCCUCGUGGGAUACAUUCAGGCAAGGAUCAAUUACGAUGACGUUCUUGAAGCGGAAUUUGAACUCUUCAAAGCGGAGCAUGAGAAAAGCUACGAUGACGAAUACGAAGAACAACUGCGUCUGCAGAUCUUUAAAGAUAACAAGAAGCUGAUCGAUAGACACAACAAGCGCUAUGCAGCUGGAGAGAAGACUUACACGAUGGGUGUAAAUAAAUUCACAGAUUUGACUCAAGAGGAGUUCAAAAGGCUUAUGCUCACAAGUCUUAAUACAAAUCAUUCACAAGAAGGCUCCGACUAUAUUUAUAAUCCUUCUGCCAAGGAUAGCCUUCCAAGUAGCAUUGAUUGGCGUAGUUCGGGCGCUGUUAAUCCAGUUAAAUAUCAAGGCCGUUGUGGCUCUUGUUGGGCUUUCUCUGCUGUAGGCUCACUGGAAAGCCAUUACUUUAUAUACAAAAAACGAAGAGUAUCCCUGUCCGAACAAAAUUUGGUGGACUGCACAAGAGGUUAUCCCUAUAACAACUACGGCUGUUCCGGCGGUUGGCCGAUUGAAGCAUUGAAAUAUGUUAAGGACAAUGGUGGUAUAGAUACUGAAAGCUCUUAUCCGUAUGAAGGAAGAAACGACUAUUGCCAUUACGAAAGGUACAACAUUGGAGCACAAAUCUCGGGAAUUGUGCAAAUUCAAAGUGGAAAUGAAGACGCAUUAGCAUCGGCCGUUGCUAAUAAGGGUCCCAUAUCAGUGUGUAUCAACGUCGAUUCCAACUUCCAAUAUUAUAGAAGUGGCGUCUUCAAUGAACCGUCGUGCUCUCAAACUGUAAACCAUUGUGUAGUUGCUAUUGGCUACGGCACCGAUCCAGUUGAAGGAGAUUAUUGGCUCGUGAGGAACUCUUGGGGUGAGAAUUGGGGAGAAAAAGGAUACAUUCGCAUGGCUCGCAAUUGCAACAAUCAAUGCGGUAUAGCACUAUAUCCAGUUUAUCCGUUAGUGUAAAAGGCACUUUCGUAUUAUUUUCUUUGCAAAUCAA
Messenger RNA from Drosophila nasuta, 1060 nucleotides. Its product is annotated as procathepsin L-like. NCBI's taxonomy places the organism in Eukaryota, Metazoa, Arthropoda, Insecta, Diptera, Drosophilidae. Gene Ontology annotation, biological process: proteolysis. The record is from RefSeq and is a predicted model, not a curated record. Gene Ontology annotation, molecular function: cysteine-type peptidase activity. The transcript has a single exon. Bases 16 to 1026 code for a protein of 336 amino acids.